AUGCUGAGAUGGAUCGCCCGUGGAGACCUGCUGCACCGCACCGUACCGUCCUUGCCGUCCUCGAACCAAGACACGGACCCCGACUGGCUGCUCCAUGCUGCUCCAUGCCAGCCCGGCAACGUCCCUUUGGAGCUUAGACCAGUGGCUAGACUUGCCGAGCUAUCCAUGGACGCCUGUCUGAGGCGGCAGGCCAAGCCUCUUCAUCAGGGAGCAGUGAAAAUAAGCUUAGGGGAAAUUCUUAUGACCUUAUUAUGCCACCUGGCACGACGCUGCCAUUCAGCCGCCAGCCAUCCAUUUGGCAUUACGUCGUUCGGGGGGGUCGGCGUGAGGGUGGUGGUGGUGGUGGUGGUCGUCGUCGUCGCAGCGCACCCACGCCGUGGAUACAACGCGGACGGAGCAGGUCGCCGCCGCCGCCCACGCCGGUUUGCGCGUCGCAGGCGUUGCGUUGGCUGGCGCUCUGUGCUUGCUUUGGAGGAUGAAGCUGCAUCGUGGUCUGGCUGGAACUGUACAGUACCUCGUCGUGAGGGAGGAACUGCAAGUAUCGCCGCGCGGGCAGCCCAGGCAGGCAACAGUGCCAUGGGCCCCGAGGGCAGGCGGCGGUGGGCAGCCCAGGAUCCUGCCAAUUCUGGAGUCUUGGCUCGGGCAGCCGGCACGCCUUGA
Messenger RNA from Purpureocillium lilacinum, 660 nucleotides. The record is from RefSeq and is a predicted model, not a curated record. Lineage: Eukaryota; Fungi; Ascomycota; Sordariomycetes; Hypocreales; Ophiocordycipitaceae.